Gryllus bimaculatus (two-spotted cricket) is the source of this 531-nucleotide messenger RNA. The record is from the annotation of a GenBank genome assembly. Lineage: Eukaryota; Metazoa; Arthropoda; Insecta; Orthoptera; Gryllidae.
AUGGACGUUCUUUCCAUGAAGCGACUUUGUCCAGCUGUGUCUAAGAGGCAAUUGGGCCUUGUUGAUUAUCGUGUUCGUCUGUUCACAAUUAAUGGAUUUCCAUGUUCAAGCAAUAGCAGUGCGCACCGGCUCACUUCCUUCCCAAAGGAGGGCGGCCGGGCAGGGCGGCGCUUCGGAGAUCGGCGAAGGAGUGGCGGCGGAGACGGCGUCGCUGAUGGGCGCACAUGCCAGGGCAGCGGCGCGGCGCUGCGCGACGCGGGCCGGAAACCGUCUACCAGGGGGCGUGUGCGGUGGCAGCAGCUGCGCGGUGGGGGCGGCGCCGGACAGGGGCCGCCGAGCGGCCGUCUGGCUCACACAGCUGCCGCACGUGCAGCCCUGUUACCCCUCCCCUCCCCUCCCCUCGCCACGCCCAUCCCAGGAGAGCAGGUGGCGCUGCGGCCCGCGGGCGACGAACCCGGGCCUUUCGCCACGCGCCGCGUCUUACACUCACCCCACUGCGGACUGCAGCUGGGGGCAAAUGGCCAAAGGUAG